Penicillium egyptiacum is the source of this 531-nucleotide messenger RNA. NCBI's taxonomy places the organism in Eukaryota, Fungi, Ascomycota, Eurotiomycetes, Eurotiales, Aspergillaceae. The record is from the annotation of a GenBank genome assembly.
AUGCCCAUUGUUUCUUGGGCCAAGGUUAUGCUUCUUGAAAAUAAGACAACUGACCAAACCCCAAUCCCCCACAAAGAUCUUUUUGAGCUUCAUGCCCUGUUUUCCAAAACACUGGCAUGGAUGGAGGCACAGAGGCACAUGAUAGAACAACGGGAUCCUUGUAGGUGCACAAAGUGUUCGGUUUCAUUGUUGCCCACGCUGUUAUUUCGCACUAUCAGACGAAUACGGACCAUUCUCCUAUGCUCUAUUCGAGAUGGAGCCUAUAAAAAGCUCUUCUCGGCUGGUUUCUGCUUCUAUGGACGAUCACUUUCCACAAGAGUCCAACGAUUGCCUUUUGGGCUGUAUUUACGGAAGGGACAGCCUCAGGAGGCAUGUCAAUAUCGGGUGGAGGCUCAUACUCUUGGCAUGGUGGAGAAAUUCUCACAUAUACCCGCGCCGAGGGCAAUCGAUGUCUUGGAAACCCCUGAUGCUUCGUACUUGCUCAUGAUCCAAGCCCAGGCCGUCCAAUCGGCCAACUGCUUAAUACGAUGA